AUGACCAAUUCUGCAACUCUCAUCAUCCCUACUCCUCCUGCUCCCCUUCAAGACGCUCACCAUCCAGCUCGCCGGUGCGUCCAGGCCAAUUUCAAGAUCACCUGUCAUGACAAGGGCGGGAUCUUGCUCCGGAGACUCAUCCUGUCGGUCAGCGUCAGCUCCACGGGCAUGCCUGUGGGAGCCUAUCGCGAGCUGAUGUACCACUUGGAGUCGGCCAUGUCUGGGGGCUGCUUGUCGUGGACGGACGAGGAGGAGGACGAGAUCGUCAUCACGUCGGACCACGACCUGGGGGUUGCGCUGAAGCAUCUGUGGACGCGAGAGGGCUGUACGAUACGGCUUCAGUACCGAAGGGAAAGCUUGAUUCCUGGUUGGAAGUUGCCGCAUGAGAAUUGA
Guillardia theta CCMP2712 is the source of this 393-nucleotide messenger RNA. RefSeq lists its product as hypothetical. The transcript has a single exon. Lineage: Eukaryota; Cryptophyceae; Pyrenomonadales; Geminigeraceae. The record is from RefSeq and is a predicted model, not a curated record. The coding region runs from base 1 to 393 and encodes 130 amino acids.